AUGGCCGAUCAAUCUCCAACAGCAAUUGGCGUUCAACUCCCACGCUGGUUGAUGUCACCGCCCUGUAAGAUAUGCCGACGGAGGCACACACGCUGUGAUCGCGCUAGACCAGUCUGUGGGCGAUGUGUGGAGGUUGGCAUGGGUGACUCAUGUUACUAUCCUGCUGCGGAGUCCCCAGGUGGCGAGAGAGAUGAUACCCCGAACAGGCUCACACCGAAAUCUGGCGCCCCGUUUUCAGGGCCAAUGUUCAACGAUGGCUUGGUUGCGCCGGCAACGGGGGACAAGAGGAAGAGAGUGACGGACAGCUCUGUGGAGCAAAGUGAAUUCACUGAUGGUGUCGUUGGAUCAUGUAUAAACGAUGAUUCCAGCGUUUCCCAAGUGCAAGAGCUGCGCCUACCCCAGCAGCCUCUUGCAAAACGACAGAAGAUGUCUGAAAAUGAUUCGGAGAAUGCCACUGCGCUGGCACGAGAUCAGAAGAGCGUAUCUCCCGAUUCACCAGAAGACGAAAUUGAGCUCCGGUGCAACUUGACCACCGAAAUUAACGACAACUCUGCGCAAAAUCAUGAUGUUACUCUCUCAAAAAGCAAGGCAGAACGUUCGGGCAAUGAUGCUGCCUGUCUUCAAGCGCAUGACCAAUGGGCUGAGCUUGAAGUAGACGAUCUCAUCGAGCAAACAGCAUCCAAGCUCAGAGCGAAAGGCCGGUGCUCUUCUGCGAUUCUUAGUCGGUUUGAAAACUUCUUAUAUGGCCCAUUGAUGAGCACUGAGGAGAGGAGAACUCAAGAACGUGUCAUAUGUGCCGAGGAGUGCUUCACAAGCGCCGCGUCCUCACCGCCGACGACAGAAAGCCACAUCAGAACCCAACUUCAUCGCUUAAAAACUGUCAUUCUGGACCCUGCAGCAUACGGCUUAGACGAGAAAUGCCCACACUUGGAAUCGUUGCGCGAGGGGCUUAUUGCAGCGAUAACAGUCAACGUGGCGCUGCCCCGUCCGUUAUAUACAAAGCUCUUGGAGUUCCUAGACCCAACGGGGGUUAUUACCAAUACGAGUACACACGGUGAAGUUCGCAAAGUGACGACCUCAAAUUCAAAGAGGAAGGUGCCAUCCACAGCCAUCAGCCCAUCCUCUUCAUCUCACACUACCCCUGCUAGACCAUCUCGACCUAGUCUUGACUUGAACAAUCCACGUGGCGAAAACAUGGCGUCACAUUUCCUGAAGUCAACGCCUACCAUACAGCGUGAGACCAAAACACAUGAGUCUGCCAGUCGGUCUGCCAACCCCGGCACUUCAGUCGCCAUGGGUUCGAUGCCUGCUGCUCCAGCCCCCAAGUCAUCUGCGUCUGACUCAAUAAAUGCGACAGCUUUGGUAUCUGCUUCCUCCAGCAGCAAUCAAUUCUCCUCCGAGUUUACCAAGAGGCUUUUCAAAAUCUUUCGCACGAAGCAGGCGCCCAUGCUGCCCGUUCUUGACCUCAAGGAACUCCAAGUAGCUUUCGACCUGGCUAUGGAUCAAGGACAGUUCGGACCGCAAGUCAUCGAUCCGACCGUCGGACUUUGUCUGGCAAUCGCAUGCCAUCUAACUCGCGAUAAGGAGCUUUGGAGACCCCGCGAUUGGUACGACCCCGCUAUAUCCAAAAUCAAUGCGGCCCAGGAUUCCAAUUCCUCACUAGAAUUCUUCCAUCGCGAAAUCCUCCGAGCCGAGUAUCUCCAUCUUGUCGGGGACCUAGGAACGGCCUGGGAGAUUGUGUGCAUAGCUAUUGUCAAGGCGCAGUCUCGUUUGAUGCAAGGCGUGGACGGCGGAGACCUCGCUGUAGACCAGCAGUCUUUGGAGCAGGUUAGGUUGAUAUGGCACCUCCUUUCGACCAAAAGAGCGUCUCUUGCCUUCCAGCUUGGUAUCUACCAGCAAUCCGGUGCCGGGACUUUGAUUCUGGAAACACCAUUGCCGAAGCGCUCGCACAUCGAGGGAAAGUUUGAAACUCAUAGCAUAUCUAGCCAUUCCCAAGUCCACGCAAGCUCUGCAUUCUUCCUUGCUUGUACCUCGCUUUACACGUUCUCUGAUGAUCUCAUUACUGUUGAGCAUGAUCUUCGUGUCACACGGAAUGAAUGCCCCAUGAAAUGGCUUUCAAUUGUGGACCUGAGUGACUUCCAAGAUCUGCAAAGAAAGCUGUCUAGCUGGGAAAGAGGUCUACCGGCUUGUUUUGAAUGGAAAGAGUCCGAAAUCGAAUUAGGCAUGGAGAAGAACCCUCAGAUUCGCCGCAUGCGUCUCAUUAUUCACCUGCGCCACCUCUACUUCCUACUGCGCGAGUACAGACCAUUCUUCAUCUUGAACCUGCGACUUUCUAUUGAGUGCAAUUGUGAGUUGGCACCUCAUGUGCCAGGCGUACAUUUACACGCGGUGAAUGCGGAGCCUAUCCUUGCCCUAUUACACUCUAAUGCCAUCAAAUGCAUCACAGCAGCUCAGAUGAUUGUGAAAGCUCUCGCAGGUUCAUUCGUCAAAGAGCAUGAUGACGACGCAAAGUGUGAAAAUUUGGGGUACCUACAUGCCGCCGCCCUCGUGCUGGUUGCCGCUUUGGGCAUGUGGCAACGAUUGACACAGCAUGGGAACACCAGUAGAUCGGCCACGACUUUGGUGGAGCAGUUCCGUCAAGCAGAGAAGCUUAUGAGAAAUUACGAAGAGUGCUGUGUGAUGGCGCCCAAGCUGAAACAGCGCAUCAGACGCUGUCGCGACUUUUUGGGCGUGCUGGAAUCCCAGUCGAAUCCAGGCAGCUCCAGACAGGCCCGCAUAAUCAUGGACGACUCACUCCGAUUCGACCCCUUAGUUUGGCGCAGAAUUUACGAUCGACUUGGCUUGGAAACCCCCUUCUGGAGAUUCCCUGACCCUCCCCUUCCUUCUGGCUCAACUGUCGUAGGUCGUCGGUUGACUUUCGGCUGGUUGGAGAGUCUGCCAGUCGAUAUAGACCUCAAACCGACUCAGACCCUUUUGUCCUCAUAA
Molecule: messenger RNA, 2985 nt
Organism: Penicillium bovifimosum
Lineage: Eukaryota; Fungi; Ascomycota; Eurotiomycetes; Eurotiales; Aspergillaceae
Product: transcription factor domain-containing protein
Exons: 4
Coding region: 1-2985 (994 amino acids)
Biological process (GO): positive regulation of transcription from RNA polymerase II promoter by galactose
Cellular component (GO): nucleus
Molecular function (GO): RNA polymerase II cis-regulatory region sequence-specific DNA binding; zinc ion binding; DNA-binding transcription factor activity, RNA polymerase II-specific
Source: RefSeq, a predicted model, not a curated record